Diaporthe citri is the source of this 4113-nucleotide messenger RNA. RefSeq lists its product as uncharacterized. Gene Ontology annotation, biological process: glutathione metabolic process. Lineage: Eukaryota; Fungi; Ascomycota; Sordariomycetes; Diaporthales; Diaporthaceae. Gene Ontology annotation, molecular function: 5-oxoprolinase (ATP-hydrolyzing) activity. The transcript is spliced from 2 exons. The coding region runs from base 1 to 4113 and encodes 1370 amino acids. Gene Ontology annotation, cellular component: cytosol. The record is from RefSeq and is a predicted model, not a curated record.
AUGGGUUCCAGCCAGGAUGAGCGGGGCAUCCGCAUCGCCAUAGACCGCGGCGGCACCUUCACCGACUGCGUGGGCAACCUGGCGGGGGAGGACAUCGUGAUCAAGCUGCUGUCGGAGGACCCGGCCAACUACCAGGAUGCGCCGCUCGAGGGCAUCCGGAGGAUCAUGUCGCACUUCCUCGGCCGCGACAUCCCCCGCGGCGAGCCCCUCGACACCUCCAAGAUCGACUCCAUCCGCAUGGGCACCACCGUUGCCACCAACGCCCUGCUCGAGAGGAAGGGUGAGACCAUCGCCAUGGUCGUCACCAAGGGCUUCAAGGACUGCCUUGUCAUCGGCAACCAGUCCAGGCCCAAGAUCUUUGACCUCGCUAUCCGCAAGCCUGACGUCUUGUAUUCCGAGGUCGUGGAGAUCGACGAGCGGGUCACACUAGAGGACUAUGCCGAGGACCCGGAACGGCACACUACCAAGCCAGAGGUAAAGGCCGGCACUGCGGAAGCUAAGACGGCGGAUCUGGUCAUGGGCCUGUCGGGCGAGGCAGUCCGCAUUCUACAACGGCCAGAGGAGGACAGAAUACGGACACAGCUGCAGGAAAUUUACGACAAGGGCAUCAAGAGCAUAGCGGUGUGCCUGAUGCACGGGUACACAUUCCCGGACCACGAGGCCGCGGUGGGGAGGAUCGCCAGGGAGAUCGGGUUCCGGCACGUCUCGCUGAGCUCCGAGCUCAUGCCCAUGAUCAAGCUGGUCUCGAGAGCAACCUCCGUGUGCGCCGACGCGUACCUGACCCCCGCCAUCCGCAAGUACAUCGAUGGGUUCCAGAAGGGUUUCGAGGGGGGCCUGGGCACGCAAAGUGUUAAGAACGAAUCCGGAAGCCGUGGGGCCCGCUGCGAAUUCAUGCAGAGCGACGGCGGCCUGGUCGAUGUCGAGAAGUUCACGGGCCUCAAGGCCAUCCUGUCUGGCCCCGCCGGUGGUGUCGUCGGCUACGCCAUAACGUCGUAUGACCCGGACACAAGGAUACCCGUUAUUGGGUUCGACAUGGGAGGGACGAGUACCGAUGUCUCUAGAUACGGCGAGGGCCGGUACGAUCAUACCUUCGAGACCACAACGGCUGGCGUUACCAUCCAAUCGCCGCAGCUGGACAUCAACACAGUGGCAGCCGGUGGUGGUUCAAGAUUGUUCUUCAGGAACGGGCUUUUUGUCGUUGGUCCUGAAUCUGCCGGCGCGCACCCUGGACCAGCAUGCUACCGAAAGGGAGGUCCUGCUACAGUCACCGACGCCAACUUGUACCUGGGCAGGCUUCUGCCCGAGUUCUUCCCCAAGAUAUUCGGCAAGAAUGAAGACGAGGGUCUGGACGUCGAGGCUAGCAAGAAGGUCCUCCAGGAGCUCACCGACCAGGUCAACAACGAGACAGGGAAGAAAAUGUCUGUCGAUGAGGUUGCCUACGGUUUCUUGACCGUCGCGAACGAGAGCAUGACCCGUCCUAUUCGGUCGAUAACGGAAGCAAAGGGUCACGACUCUUCAAAACACAGGCUGGCCACAUUCGGUGGAGCAGGCGGCCAGCACGCUGUUGCUAUUGCGGAUGCUCUGGGCAUUAAGCAAAUUCUCAUCCACAGAUACUCGUCUGUGCUGUCAGCAUACGGCAUGGCAUUGGCAGACGUGGUCGAUGAGCGACAAGAGCCAGAUUCUGCCGUGUGGUCGGAUGAUGGCAAGACCGUGAGCGAAUUAAAAGAAAAGAUGGAGAAGCUCAAGGAGAAGUCUCGCAAGGCACUCCAGGACCAGGGAUUCAGCGACAAGGAUAUCGUCUUUGAGGAGUACUUGAACAUGAGAUACCGCGGUACAGAAUCAGCAUUGAUGAUUGUCAAGCCGAGCGACGAAGACACCAAAGAGCAUUUUGACGGCAAAGAAUGGGCAUUUGACCAGGCGUUUGUGAAGCAUCAUCGAUACGAAUUCGGGUUUACAUUAGACGAUCGGGACAUCAUUGUCGACGAUGUGCGAGUAAGAGGCAUUGGCAAGAGUUUCAGAUAUGCCGAGGAGACGGUGGACCAACAACUGAAACAACUGAAGAGACAAGAGGUCUCUGGGAAGAACAAGCACUCCAGUGCUCAAGUUUACUUUGAGGAGGGGAGGUUGGAGACACCAAUCUACAAGCUUGGCGACAUCCAAGUUGGAGACGUUGUCAAGGGUCCAGCCAUGCUGGCCGACGGGACGCAGACUAUUGUUGUCACGCCCAAGGCUGAGGCAGUCAUCCUUCAGACCCAUGUGAUUGUCAACAUCGCGGCUGACAGCGGCAGGGAUGAGUCUCAGGGGACGGACCUGUCCAAGCGGGAAGUGGACCCAAUCGUGCUCAGCAUCUUCGGUCACAGGUUCAUGGCCAUCGCAGAGCAGAUGGGUAGGGCACUGCAAAAGACAAGUGUCAGCACAAAUGUCAAGGAGCGCCUUGACUUUUCAUGUGCCAUCUUCGACGCAACUGGAGGACUUGUUGCGAACGCUCCCCACUUGCCAGUGCACCUGGGUUCCAUGGGCACUUGUGUAAAGCGGCAAGCCGAGAUAUGGAAGGGCGAGCUGAAGAGAGGAGACGUGAUCAUCUCCAAUCAUCCUUCAUAUGGUGGAACACAUCUUCCUGAUGUCACGCUCACGAUGCCUGCGUUCGACGAGAAGGGGGAGAACAUCCUUUUCUACGCGGCAUCUAGAGCCCACCAUGCUGACAUUGGUGGUAUCACCGCCGGCAGCAUGCCACCCCACUCGCGCGAUCUCUUCCAAGAAGGCGCUGCCAUCAAGAGCGAGAAGCUUGUCAGCGAGGGCAAGUUUAAUGAGGAGAGGGUUGUGGAGCUGUUCUACAACGAGCCCGCGAAGUUCCCUGGCUGCAGUGGUACUCGUUGCCUCGCUGACAACAUCAAUGACCUGCGAGCGCAGGUGUCUGCCAACCAGAAGGGUAUCUCGCUGAUCGAGAAUUUGAUCCAAGAGUAUGGCGAGGAUACUGUGAUGUUCUACAUGAAGAACAUCCAGGAUAAUGCCGAGUCGUGUGUGCGAAGGCUGCUCAAGGACGUGAGCAAGAAGUUCGAGGGCAAGGAUCUCUCGUCUGUGGACUAUAUGGAUGAUGGUAGCCCAAUCAAGUUGAAGGUCACUAUUGAUCCUGAGAAGGGUGAGGCGAUAUUUGACUUCGAGGGCACUGGUCCCGAAGUAUACGGCAACAUCAAUGCCCCAGAAGCUGUGAGCUACAGUGCCAUUAUCUACUGCCUCCGCUGCCUAAUCUCCGAAGACAUCCCCCUCAACCAAGGCUGCCUGAAACCAAUCCACGUCAAGAUCCCGCCCAAGUCCCUCCUCUCGCCCUCGGACCACGCCGCCGUGGUGGGCGGCAACGUCCUGACCAGCCAGCGCGUGACGGACGUCAUCUUCAAGGCCUUCCAGGCCUGCGCCGCCUCGCAAGGGGACUGCAACAACCUCACCUUCGGCUUCGGCGGCAACGCGGCGGGCCAGGACGCCGUCCGCGGCUUCGGGUACUACGAGACCAUCGCCGGCGGGUCGGGCGCGGGCCCCCACUGGGACGGCACCAGCGGCGUGCACACGCACAUGACCAACACGCGCAUCACCGACAGCGAGGUGUUUGAGCGGAGGUACCCCGUGCUGCUGCGCGAGUUCAGCAUCCGGGAGGGGUCCGGCGGUGAGGGACAGCACCGCGGUGGGGACGGCGUCGUACGGGACAUUGAGUUCCGCAUCCCCGUGCAGGUGUCUAUCCUCUCUGAGCGGAGGGUGUAUCACCCCUAUGGCCUGGCGGGCGGCGGGGAUGCCGCGUGCGGGCUGAAUGUCUGGGUGCGGAAGGUUGAGAAGGCUAGCUGGGAGAAGCAGCUGCGGCGGCUUAAGGCCGGCAACGGUGGCAAUGGGGGUGGUAAUGAGGUGGACAAGGAGGAUGUUGAGUAUGAGGAAAGGCAUAUCAACCUUGGGGCUAAGAAUAGUGCGCCUAUGAAGGCUGGGGACAGGAUCAUAAUCAACACUCCCGGUGGUGGUGGGUGGGGCAAGGCGGGUGAGGCGAAGAGGCACAGGGAGGUGGAGGAUCAUACCUCGGGGUGGAGGAAGGGGAGUCAUGCUGCGAGGGAGGAUGCCGCAUUGCAAGUCUAG